CCCAGCGGCACCAUGGCGGUGCCGGGCGGAGGUGCGAAGGAGGACUCGUUCAACGUGCUGGACCUGGCAGAGUACACCAAGAACCGGCCUUGGUGGCGCAAGAUCUUCGCCCCCAGCUCAGGGUCGAGCGCUGAGAAAUACAACGUGGCCACGCAGCUGGUGAUCGGAGGGGUCACGGGAUGGUGUACCGGAUUCAUCUUCCAAAAAGUUGGAAAGCUGGCAGCAACAGCAGUGGGAGGUGGCUUUUUCCUACUUCAGAUUGCAAACCACACAGGGUACAUCAAAGUGGACUGGAAGCUCGUGGAGCGGGACGUGAACAAAGCCAAGCAGCAGCUGAAAUUUCAUAGCAGUGGUAACAAAAUGUCUCCAGAAGUGAAAAGCAGAGUGGAUGAGGUGAUCAUAUUUCUGAAGAAGAACGUUAUCCUGACUGGAGGAUUUGCUGGAGGAUUCAUGCUUGGAAUGGCAUCCUAGAAACUGCACUCAACUUUCAUGCCCAGCCUCCCCUGCCCUCCUCCUCUACUGCUCUUCUCUCUCACUUAGAAGUAAAAGGGUGUCUCUGACAGGCUCAGUUCCUUCUGCUCACAGGUUCCAGCCCUUUUUUCUUUACAGUGCUGCUUCUGAUUUCCAACAUUUUCCUCUCUCUGAGCUGCUGGAGUGCUGGGAUCUGUCUGGAAGCUUAUUACUCCCAGUGUAUUAUUGUGACUCUUUUCCCAACCAAGUAUGGGGAGUUGCAGCCUCAUAAAUAUGUAGUGGCAGGGACAUCUCUUGAAUAUGUUCUUCCCAGGUGCUCAAGGCACUUAUAUGGACAUUUGUAUGCCACUCCACGGUGUACAACAGUUGUCAGCUGCUCACUGCUAUUUAGCUUGCACUUUUUCUGCUCCUGUGCUUCCCUCUUCACAGAGAUGUUACGUGCAACCCAAAAUGUGCUUGGCUGUCCUAAGGUGGAUGCAGAAGUGUCAGGGGACAGUCUGAGUUGUGUCCAGAGCAGGUGGAUAAAGAGCAAGUUCAUGCUAUAUGUGGUGCUGGGGGUUCUCCUGCCCUCUUCCUGCCAUUGCACUGCACAUAGAUGGCUGUUUGGCUUCUCCUCUGCUGUUAUUUAUACUCCUUACUGGAACUGCAGCACUGCUGAUGGAAACUGAGCACCAUGAGUGACACUUCAGGCCCUUUCCUCAUCCUGUGUUCUGAAAGUCACCGAAGCUUCCUGCACUGUAGAGCACCUUUCUUGCUUGCUAGCUGACUGCCCAGCCCUUCCAGUGUGCUGAGGGGCUCUUUUGGUGGGCAGCCUUCCAGCACGCUUGGCCUGUCUGUGCCAGGCUAGCUGGCACAAGCUCUGCCACUUACUGUAAACCACCCUGGGCCUCAGACUGGUGUUUAUAGAUCUACUCUAUGACCUUCUCUGACCAGUUUGGUGUUGGUGAUGUUUUAGAGCUGUAACUAUGUGGGUUGUAAUCAGGAAACCCCUCUUUAGGGUACGCUGUACUGGUCCAGGCUCUCUGUUGCCAGCUCUACUGGAGUGGCAGUGGGAGAGGAUGUGAAACCUGGAGUGCUGUCCUUUACCCUCCUGCAGGUGAUGAGGCAGUCCAGAUACAGACCUCAGCUGGUUUUGGACAGUGCAGCUGUGUGCAGAGCAAAUGAUAAAUCCCUUAGAGGUGUUGUGCACUGGCUGUGCUGUGCUGGCAUUCCAGCUUCCCAGAGUGUGGGUGCUUGCAUGAUGGCAUGGUGAUGUCCUCCAGCAGGUACAUGCAGGAACUUUACCAAGAAUGUUUUGGGUGUUUUGUUUUGUUUUAUCUGAAAGCUCAUCCUUCAGUGGUAAACAUGCUAGGGAAUGAUGUUGCACAUGGGUGAUGGGGAUGCAGCACCUGGCUCAGGGCUGCACCCUGUCUCCGGUGCCAUGCAGUGCUUUCUGAUCUGCUGCUUCUGCUGCUCUUGGUAAGGCUAGAAACAGGAAACUUCCCCCAAGAGCUGCAGGAAGAGCUGGGACUGGGGAUUAUUCCACCAGAGGUUGAGUUGUUGUUUUGUUCCAGUUCUGUUGACUGAAGUGUCAGUGUAACAACACAUUGGCUUAGCUGAGGUUUUCUCACCAGGAUUUCAGAAGAGGCUGCAGGUGAUCAUGAGACAGAAGUUAGUAUCUUUGCUCCUGUCCUGCUGUACAUGGCCAAGGAGAGCAAAGGAGCAGCUGAGCUCAUGGUCCUUUUAAUCAUGGUCUUGCUAAAAGGACCACAGGAAUGAUGUUGCAGCAAAUAGGUCUAAAGUAAAUGAGUGUUUGGGAGUGGAGUGACAGAUGACGGUGGUGGGUUUGUUCUUUUUGUGGGUUUUGAACCCUGCAGGGCUGAAUGUGCAUAAAUUGCUGCAUUUGUACUGCAGGGUAUUUCAUGUUCCUGUAGGAAAACAGCAUUGCUGCCUCUCUGCCUGGUGUGCUGCGUAACACAACUUCUUCUGAGAUGCACUAAUCCCUACAAAGCCUUCUCCAAUGCUAAAGCUCAAAGAAAGUCAUUAACAGACACUAGGGAUGUUUUUUUUUGGGCUCAAAUAAAUCACUUUUUCUGCCCAGCCCCAGGGAAAUGCAUACUGGGUUCUGCUCCACAGCGUCCCGACUUGCUGCUAUGGAGAGGAAUGGCCCAGAGAGGGAGCUAAGACACCUCAAUUGCUGCUGGAAAGAGAAACAAAUGACAAAUUCAUGUUGUUUGAUGGGACUGCAGGCAGGGAAUGGACAAGGACAUCAGGAUCUGGCAAAUCUUUCUGCUGUGCCAGUGUCAGGCUCAUGGCUGGCACCAUUUGAUGCCGUGGGCCCAUACUGGAAGCUUCGAUGCUGAAUCCACCUCUGUGGGGAUGCAUUUUCAUUGUUGCAGGUGCCAAGAUGAGAUGUUCUCCCCUCCCCUCCUCUCCCCUGCUCCUUUUGUCUUGUUUUCACAACUUCUGGCAUCUGUUACAGUAUGAGAAGGUGUAAAACACACAAGGCUUUUCAAGUGUUUUUAUAUAUCGUGUGUAAAUGCUUGUUGAAGUGAUAUUUUAUUAAACAAA
Messenger RNA from Indicator indicator, 3021 nucleotides. It is a transcript of the gene FUNDC2, whose product is annotated as FUN14 domain containing 2. Gene Ontology annotation, biological process: autophagy of mitochondrion. Lineage: Eukaryota; Metazoa; Chordata; Aves; Piciformes; Indicatoridae. The coding region runs from base 13 to 471 and encodes 152 amino acids. The record is from RefSeq and is a predicted model, not a curated record. Gene Ontology annotation, cellular component: mitochondrial outer membrane. The transcript is spliced from 5 exons.